This is a messenger RNA of Paramecium tetraurelia, 558 nucleotides long. RefSeq lists its product as uncharacterized. The transcript is spliced from 4 exons. The record is from RefSeq and is a predicted model, not a curated record. Lineage: Eukaryota; Ciliophora; Oligohymenophorea; Peniculida; Parameciidae.
AUGAAGGGGUAUUAUUCAAAUGGUAAAAAAGUGUGGAGCAUGGAAUUUCAUAUAUAGAAGGGGAAAGGAAAUCAUGAAAUUCACAAAGAUAGGAGGAAGGAAUAAUUCAAAGAGAGUUUAGAAGGAUGGCGAUUGGUAUAGAAUUAAGGUGAUUACUUUAGCAAGUUCUUAUUUUAUUUAUAAAUUAUUAGUCUGAGUCAAGUCAUUUAUGAAGGUAAAUAUAAAUUUGGAAAAAAAUAUGGAAGAUGGAAUACUUAGUAACGGUUCUCAGAGGAGUCAAAGUUUUAAUAACUGUAUGUUAUAUAUAAACCAAUAAAGUGGCGGGGGAAAAAAAAUUUUAACGAUAAUGGAAUGAAAUAAGGCAACCGGGUUGAGCUAUGCAGUUACUUUUAGAGCUACAUUUAAAUUACCUACAGUGGAGAUUAUCAAGAUGGUUUGAAAAUUGGUAAGUGGACUACUAUGUUUAGAGAAUAUAGUGGGGACAAAUUUAGAGAAAUUGGCGGUGGGUCUUAUGAUCUUAAAGGUGUGUAAAAUGGUGGUUUGGAUAGAAUUAUGUGA